Messenger RNA from Populus nigra (black poplar), 1098 nucleotides. Its product is annotated as disease resistance protein RUN1-like. Gene Ontology annotation, biological process: signal transduction. The transcript is spliced from 2 exons. The record is from RefSeq and is a predicted model, not a curated record. The coding region runs from base 193 to 888 and encodes 231 amino acids. Lineage: Eukaryota; Viridiplantae; Streptophyta; Magnoliopsida; Malpighiales; Salicaceae.
GCACUCUCAAAAUUAGGGAACCAUACGUGUCAAAUUUGGCAACCUGAACAGUUUGUAUUCUUUCUUCCCUUCCAGCCUCCAGGUACCCUGAAAAUCCUCCCACCGUUGCCGUUUCACCCAUUCCCACCGGAAACUUCCAUCUUUCUCAAACUCCAGUUUAAUUUCGGCAUUUUUUAUUCACCAACCAGUCCAAUGGGUUUGUUCUCACUCAUCAAUCUGUUGAUGCUUCUCCUCUCCAGAAAGGAUAACGAUGUUUUCUUGAGUUUUAGCCACCACGACAUUGGCAAGAAUUUUGGCGAUCAUCUCUACAAGGACCUCAAUUCUGCUGGGAUUCGCACUCUUAGAGAUGAUGGUGGAAUCUACGCAGGACAAAAGUCUGAUAUCAAGAAAGCGAUACAGGAAUCCAGGAUAUCGGUUGUUGUGUUCUCUAAAGGCUAUGCUUCUUCAACAAAGUGCCUGGACCAGCUUGUGCACAUCAUGGAUGCCAGGGAUAAAACUGGGCUCCUUGUGCUUCCCGUUUUUUACAACGUUGAUCCGUCGGAGGUCAGGAAACAGAAAGGGUUGUUUGAAGAAGCAUUUGCUAAACACGAAAAAAGCUUCCAUAAGGAAAUGGCUAGAGUGAAAAGUUGGAGGUACGCUCUUAAAGAAGCCGCAGACCUGGCAGGAAUGGUGCUGCAGCAAGACAGGUAUGAGUCAAAGUUCAUAGAGUCGAUUGUUAAAGAGAUCGCAGAUAAACUCAACUUCUCACUGCCUCACGCCCCUCCGUCCUCGUUACCACUGUCGGCGGCCCUCCGCCCACCUUCAUAUUUUCUUGGUCUUUUACGAGAGUGGAGAAGGUCUGUCUUUCAGACCCCCUCUCUCUUUUUAUUUUUUUUGUCUUCUCACUGAAUGAGAUCACUCAUUCAGUGAGAAGACAAAAAAAAUAAAAAGAGAGAGGGCGGAUGUAGGGGUAAAGCAGAAGUGUGAAACAAUAGGAACUAAGCACGUGGAUAUCUGUCGGGUGAUGAGAACAAAAGGCUGACAAGAAUGGUCCCACAGCCCACCGACUUUGUCCAAGCAUGGAUGGAUGAAUUAAUUGAAGGAUUGGACUUCAAUGAA